Cooperia oncophora is the source of this 216-nucleotide messenger RNA. Lineage: Eukaryota; Metazoa; Nematoda; Chromadorea; Rhabditida; Trichostrongylidae. The record is from the annotation of a GenBank genome assembly.
AUGUCGAGUGGGUUCGUUACGUCUGAUGAAUUGGAAGAACAGCGGCGGAAGCGACAAGAAGAAUGGGAAAGGGUGCGAAAACCUGAUGAUCCUGUAGAAGCCCCGGAACCUGAAGUUUGCAACAAAUCUUUAUACGAACAACUCAGGGAUAAUAGGGAGGCCAAACAGGCUGAAAUUGACGAAGCUAAAAAGUUCAGUGAGUCUACACUUUUUUAA